AUGUACUUCUUCCUCUGCAGCCUGUCCUUUAAUGACAUCAGUUUAAGCACAAGCAUAAUCCCUAAGAUGCUGGUGAACAUCCACGUUCAGGAUCACAGCAUCACUUACUCAGGCUGCCUCACCCAAGGUGGCUUGGUCAUAGUGUUUGCAUACUUGGAAAAUUUUCUGAUUGCAGUGAUGGCCUAUGACUGCUUUGUGGUCAUCUGUCACCCCCUGAGGUACAGGGUCAUCAUGAUCCUCUGCCUUUGUGUCCAGCUGGUCAAGAUUUCAAUGUCCAUUAGCAUUGUCGUUGGCCUGUUGCACAGUGUGAUGGUGCUGCAGCUGUCCUUCUGUAGAGCCAUGGAGAUCCCACACUUCUUCUGUGAAUUUACUCUGUUCAUCAAGCUCACCUACUCUGACACCCUCUUU
Sciurus carolinensis (gray squirrel) is the source of this 408-nucleotide messenger RNA. Its product is annotated as olfactory receptor 7G2-like. Gene Ontology annotation, biological process: G protein-coupled receptor signaling pathway. The record is from RefSeq and is a predicted model, not a curated record. Gene Ontology annotation, molecular function: olfactory receptor activity. The annotation marks the transcript as partial. The transcript has a single exon. Gene Ontology annotation, cellular component: membrane. Lineage: Eukaryota; Metazoa; Chordata; Mammalia; Rodentia; Sciuridae.